This is a messenger RNA of Saccharomyces mikatae IFO 1815, 1719 nucleotides long. It is a transcript of the gene PTC5, whose product is annotated as type 2C protein phosphatase PTC5. The coding region runs from base 1 to 1719 and encodes 572 amino acids. Gene Ontology annotation, biological process: protein dephosphorylation. Gene Ontology annotation, molecular function: protein serine/threonine phosphatase activity; cation binding. The transcript has a single exon. The record is from RefSeq and is a predicted model, not a curated record. Lineage: Eukaryota; Fungi; Ascomycota; Saccharomycetes; Saccharomycetales; Saccharomycetaceae.
AUGUCUCCCUUAACAAGAACCGUGGCUAUAAGGAAAACAGUAAAGGCUUUAUCCAAAUGUCAAUCUGGUAAGGAAUAUACACAGAAACUUCUCCAACGUGCUUAUACAACAUCACACGCAAACAGCACAUAUUAUUCAAGGACAAAGUUAUUUAUAGCAUCCCAUUCCAAGGCUUUAAACAUUGCUCUAUUGAGCGGAUCCCUACUUUUGACCUAUUCUUACUAUUCCCCAAAAAAGAUCCUCUCUCUUGACACAAUUAAUGGAAUAAAGGACUACUCUACAAAUAGCAGUAACAAUAUCAACAUGCCGUCACCUAAUUCAAAGGAAACAAAAACGCAAAAUAACCAACAAGCUCAGAAUGAUCAAUCAGUGCCCAUUUUGAACGAUGCUAAAAUAGAGGCAAAGCUGCAUGACAGAGAGGAAAGCCAUUUUGUUAACCGUGGUACAGGGAUAUUCAGGUAUGAUGUGGCCCAGUUGCCUUCCAACCAUCCAAUAGAAGAUGAUCACGUAGAGCAAAUUAUCACUAUUCCAAUAGAGUGUGAGGAUAGUAAGUCCAUAGAGAAAGAUUUAUAUUUUUUUGGAAUUUUCGAUGGCCAUGGUGGUCCUUUCACUUCGGAGAAAUUAUCUAAAGAUUUGGUUCGUUACGUAGCUUAUCAAUUGGGUCAGGUUUAUGACCAAAAUAAAACAGUUUUUCAGUCCGAUCCUAACAAAUUAAUUGACUCUGCAAUUUCCAAAGGGUUUUUGAAACUAGAUAAUGACAUUGUAAUGGAAUCGUUUAGAAAGCUGUUUCAAGAUCCAAGCAAUGCUAAUAUUGCGAAUACUUUACCUGCGAUCUCAGGAUCGUGUGCACUAUUGAGUCUAUACAACUCUACUAACUCGAUUUUGAAGGUUGCCGUCACUGGGGACUCAAGGGCUUUAAUUUGUGGUUUGGACAAUAAGGGUAAUUGGACAGUAAAGUCAUUAUCUACCGAUCAGACAGGCGAUAACUUGGAUGAAGUGCAGAGAAUUAGGAAGGAACACCCGGGAGAACCUAACGUUAUAAGAAAUGGAAGAAUAUUAGGUUCAUUACAGCCAUCCAGGGCAUUUGGAGAUUACCGCUACAAGAUCAAGGAAGUUGAUGGAAAACCAUUGUCAAAUUUACCCGACGUCGCCAAGCUUUAUUUUAGAAGGGAACCAAGGGAUUUCAAGACACCUCCUUACGUGACCGCUGAACCAGUAAUUUCUUCUGCUAAAAUUGGUGAAAACACUAAAUUUAUGGUGAUGGGAUCGGAUGGUUUAUUUGAACUACUAACUAAUGAAGAAAUCGCCUCGCUGGUGAUUAGAUGGAUGGAUAAAAACAUGAGUAUAAUGCCUCUCAAAGCGGAACCAGGAAAAUUACCUAAAGUAAUCGAUGUGUCGGACGACAAGGAAGCGCAAAGACCAGCAUUCAGGUAUAAGGAUAAUAAAUCCAGCUCAUCAUCUGCUUCAAACUCAGAAUAUCUUAUUGAAGACAAAAAUGUAGCCACUCAUUUAAUUAGGAAUGCAUUAAGUGCUGGUGGGCGAAAAGAAUAUGUUUCUGCAUUGGUUAGUAUACCAUCGCCAAUGAGUAGAAGAUAUAGAGAUGACUUGACAGUGACAGUAGCCUUCUUCGGUGAUUCUGGAAAACCCUCAAACAUUUCUAAUGCUACUUCCAUAGUGAUGAACCCGGAGGCAACAACAAAGCCAAAGCCUAGAUUAUGA